AUGGAGGGUCUCAUCAAGGGGUUGGUCCACGUGGCCGUCGACGCCGUGGAGGACGCCGUGCGGGAGAGGGACCACGGCCGCGGCGGCGGCGACGACGACGAGGCGCCGAGGAGGAGGGCGCCCCAGCGCGCCGACCCGGACGCCGACGGGGAGGAGCAACGCGACGAGCGAUCGCGGUCGACGUGGGCCGAGGUCGUCUCCGAGCAGAAGGGCAGCGAUCCGGACGAGCGCCGGGACCAUCGGAAUGCAGGGCGGGACAAUCGUCAUGAGAGGAGGGAGGACGAAGGUUGGAAAAGGGUCGAUGGUCGGAACCAGCCGCAGCACCCCGCAGGCCGGCAGAACCAGUGCGAGGGGGAGGAAAGGUGGGAUGGCGGCAGCCGGCGCCCUCAGAAACAGCAGCAGGCACAAGGAUACGGGAAUCAGCAACAGGAAGAAGGGAGGAUAAAUGAUGGAAGUUGGCAGACCGUUGGUGAGAAAAAGCACCAUGGAAGACCACAGCAGUCUGAAGCAUGGAAUGGAUACAGAAAGCCACCAUCAGAACAAAAGUACUCUGAGGAUGUCGGUCAGAUUCACCAAGGACUCAAUGUAGAGCCCACCAGGGAGGAGCUGAAUAGCUUAUCGAAAGCCUGUAGCCGACUUUGGGAGCUCGAUAUGAACCGUCUCGUUCCUGGUAAGGACUACAGAAUCGACUGUGGCGAGGGGAAGAAAGUUUAUCAGAAGGGUGAUAUGGCAUCUGAAAGCUUGUUCAGCUGGCUAGGCGACGAUGUGCUAAGAAAACCCACCUACUCACGUUUCUGCGCACUUCUGGAUAACUACAACCCACACCAGGGGUACAAAGAAGUUGUUACCCAGCAGGAUAAGCACGAAGAAAUAGCUUUCGUUGAAGAGAUUGCCAGAACAGCGCCAAUUAAGUACUUACACCGGUACUUAGUGCAGAAGGGGGCUGUACCUCAGGACUAUGAGGACUUCAAGAGAAUGCUGACAUCCCUAUGGUUUGAUUUGUAUGGAAGAGGUGGCAACUCUAGCUGCUCUUCUGCCUUUGAGCAUGUAUUUGUUGGUGAGAUCAAAGGACGGGGACAAGGGGAGAAUGAGGUAUCAGGCUUCCAUAACUGGAUUCAGUUUUACCUGGAAGAAGCCAAGGGAAAUGUGGAUUACCAAGGUUAUAUAUUUCCAAGGCGCCGUGGUGAAUCACCUGAUUCAGAGACACAGCUGCUAACGGUUCAGUUUGAGUGGCAUGGUGUGCUGAAAUCAGUAUCCAGCACGUUGAUUGGUGUCAGUCCAGAGUUUGAGGUUGCACUCUACACAUCGUGCUUUUUUGUUGGAGGAGAAGAUAACCGCGUCGAUAUUGGCCCAUACAGUGUGAACAUCAAGUGCUACCGACUGGGGAACAACAAAAUUGGAUCAGCCUUUCCCAUUGCAGAGAACUGA
This is a messenger RNA of Miscanthus lutarioriparius, 1428 nucleotides long. Lineage: Eukaryota; Viridiplantae; Streptophyta; Magnoliopsida; Poales; Poaceae. The record is from the annotation of a GenBank genome assembly.